AUGGGGAAGAAGAGAAAAACAAAGGAUUUAUCAAUUGCAAUAGCAGAAUCAUCUUCAACAGAGCAUACACAGACUCCAAGAAAAAGGGGAAGGCCAAGGAAAUACACUACAGAAAAGAAUGAAGAGCCAAAAAUAACAGAACAAUUUGAUGAAGAAGAAAGAGGAGAAGAAUUGGAAAAGGAGAUGAAAUUGCAAGAAAUUGAAGAAAAAGUGGGGCCAUCAUCAAAAGAGGGUGAAUUUGGAGAUCACAAAGGAUUAUCAGAGCAAGAGGCUCCAAGAAAGAGCAGAGCUAAGAAGAAAAGUAAGCCCAGAAAGAGCCGCUGA
Messenger RNA from Striga asiatica, 324 nucleotides. The record is from the annotation of a GenBank genome assembly. NCBI's taxonomy places the organism in Eukaryota, Viridiplantae, Streptophyta, Magnoliopsida, Lamiales, Orobanchaceae.